AUGCGGGCACUGAUGGCGACAGAGGGCAUGACUGAGGCGCUGAGGUCGAUGCAGACUAUGGUCGGGGACGACGGGCUGGGCAAUCCGCUGGCCUUUGAUGGUCGCCUCUUUGCCUCGUAUCUGGAUCUUGUUGAGCUCGUCGAGCAGGCGGCCGCAGGCCGAGGCAGUGGCAGUGGGUCAUGCGUGGCGCCUGCAGCCUUUAAGCACGUGAUGGAUGGUCUUGCGCCAUCGUUCAAGGGCCAUGCCCAGCAUGAUGCCCACGAGCUGUGGUCGUUUCUGCUCGAUGGCCUGCACGAGGAGACGAACGUGGCGAGGGCGCAGAGGGCCGAGACCGAGGGCGAGGAGGAGCCGGAGGACGAUGGCCAGAGGACUGGCCGAGUCACCACUAUGGUGGAGCAUCGGGCCAAAGAAGCGUCAGAUGCCGAGGCAGCAGCGGCGUGGCGGCGGUAUGUGGCGAGCAAUGCGUCGCCGGUGACGGGCAUGUUUGCCGGCCUCUUACGGUCGCUUGUGCUGUGCGACAGCUGCGGGCUCGGCUCGACGACCUUUGAUCCGUUCACUUCGCUGGCGCUGCCGGUUCCACCGGAUCCGCCGGCGACAGUCAAGGUGACGGUGGUGCCUGCGGUGGCGGACGGGCGGUUUGUGCAGUACACAGUUGACGCUGAGACGUACGAGGACGUCGAGGAGAUCAGCGAGGCAGUGAGCGAGCUGGUUGGCAUUUCCAGUGACGCGCUGCUUCCGGUCAUCAUUGUUGGCUCAGGCUUUGGUGAGUAUGUGCCGGAGAGCCGCGAGUCGGACGAGCUGGCGUAUGGUGACGGCAGCCUGUAUCUGUACCAGGUCGCGCCGCCGGACGAGCUGGCGUCCGGGGCAGUCAUCCGGCUCCCAGUCUGCCACCGAGCCAAUUUUGCGGUCGAGACCGAGGUUUACGAUGCCGCCACCGAGGGCUACGUGGUGCGCCGGGUGGUGCGGCAAGAGUACUUGGGACUUCCGCUCAUGCUCUCAACGCCGCCGGUUGUCAAGUACUCGGAGCUCAAAAAGCAGAUCCUCAGCGCAAUGGCGCACUACGUGUCGGUGCCGGACACGGUCUCGCUGAACAAUAGCGAGGCGGAUGCCGACGCAGUGGCAGGCUUUCGCGCUUGGUUUCAUGAGUACAUGAUGUUGCUCGCGGCGGCGGCCGAGGCCGCGCAGGCUGACUCGGACUUUGACUCGGACUACGACGAGCUCGACGCCGGCUACUUUCCGCAGGUCGAGCCAGGCCUGCCGCUCUCGCUGGCAGCAGCGCGGGGCGAGCUCUUUACGCUCAUGGCCGACGGCAUCGAUCAGUCCGCAGUCGAUGCCGGCAUCGACCAGGACCUUGUGCUCUCGCCGGACACAUACGUAGUGGUCGAGUGGAACGAGCAGGUCGUGUGGGAGGCGUACUCGCUCUCGCGACUCGCCGACUGCGAGUACGAUGAGACGUCACUGGCCGGCAGCCAGCGCGGCGCGCUCGCACCAACGCUCGACAACGCAGUCGCGGCCUUUGCCGCACCACAGGUGGUGUCCGGCGACGGCGGAUGGCGGUGCCCGGCAUGCGAGGCCGGUGGCCGGGCGACGCAGAUGCUCUCGAUCGAGCUGCCGCCGCCGAUGCUUGUGGUCCAUCUCAAGCGGUUUGUGCAGGACGAAGCGAGCGGGCGGCUGGCCAAGAAGCACGCGUUUGUCGAUGCACCUCUCGUCGGCUUCUCACUCCCAGUCACUGGCGGCGGCGCCUCCGCCGGCUACUCGCUCUACGCCGUCGUCAACCACUACGGCGGCCUUGGCGGCGGGCACUACACCGCGCAUGUUUGCGGCGAUAACGGGGUGUGGUGGACUUACAACGACUCGCGGGUGUCCGAGACGCAGGAAGCGAGUGUUGUCUCGUCGGCGGCAUAUCUGCUUCUUUAUCGGCGUAACGACCAAGGGCUGCUGCAAGCGUCCAGCUAG
Thecamonas trahens ATCC 50062 is the source of this 1956-nucleotide messenger RNA. RefSeq names its product ubiquitin carboxyl-terminal hydrolase. NCBI's taxonomy places the organism in Eukaryota, Apusomonadida, Apusomonadidae. Gene Ontology annotation, molecular function: cysteine-type deubiquitinase activity. The transcript has 2 exons. Gene Ontology annotation, biological process: protein deubiquitination. The record is from RefSeq and is a predicted model, not a curated record. Bases 1 to 1956 code for a protein of 651 amino acids.